This is a messenger RNA of Vigna unguiculata (cowpea), 2497 nucleotides long. Its product is annotated as Glycosyl hydrolase family protein. Gene Ontology annotation, molecular function: xylan 1,4-beta-xylosidase activity; alpha-L-arabinofuranosidase activity. NCBI's taxonomy places the organism in Eukaryota, Viridiplantae, Streptophyta, Magnoliopsida, Fabales, Fabaceae. Gene Ontology annotation, biological process: xylan catabolic process; arabinan catabolic process. The record is from RefSeq and is a predicted model, not a curated record.
AAGAAAACAUAACAGAGUGAGUGAGUGUUUCGAAGAAAGAAAGAGUGAGAUGAGGAAGCAAUGGGCAUGGAGUUCCACGGUGAUGUUGCUUCUGAUGUUGUUCCUUGUCUCUGAAAUAGCCACCGUAAGAAGCACCGACUACGCUUGCAAAUUCCCCCACCACUCUUACCCUUUCUGCGACGCUUCCCUUCCCACUCUCGCUCGAGCGCGAUCCAUCGUUUCUCUCCUCACUCUCCCGGAGAAGAUCCUCCUUCUCUCCAACAACGCCUCUUCCAUUCCCCGCCUCGGCAUCCCCGCCUACCAGUGGUGGUCCGAGUCUCUCCACGGCCUUGCGAUCAAUGGCCCCGGAGUCUCCUUCAACGGCACCAUCCCCUCCGCCACCAACUUCCCCCAAGUCAUCCUCUCAGCCGCCUCCUUCAACCGCUCCCUCUGGUUCCGCACCGCCGCCGCCAUCGCCCGCGAGGCCCGCGCCAUGUUCAAUGUGGGCCAGGCCGGUCUCACCUUCUGGGCCCCCAACAUCAACAUCUUCAGAGACCCCAGGUGGGGCCGCGGCCAGGAGACUCCCGGGGAAGAUCCCAUGCUCGCUUCUGCCUAUGCUGUUGAGUAUGUCCGAGGCCUUCAGGGGAUUCGCGGAAUCCAAGAUGCUGUUGGCGAUGAUGAUGAUGAUAAACUUAUGGUGUCUGCGUGUUGCAAACAUUUCACUGCUUAUGAUUUGGACAUGUGGAAGCAGUUCUCGAGGUAUAACUUCAAUGCUGUGGUAUCAGAACAGGAUUUGGAAGAUACAUAUCAGCCACCGUUUCGUGGUUGUAUCCAGCAAGGUAAAGCUAGCUGCUUGAUGUGUUCCUACAAUGAGGUGAACGGUGUUCCUGCUUGUGCAAGUGAGGAACUCUUGGGACUGGCUAGAGACAAGUGGGGGUUCAAAGGGUACAUCACCUCAGACUGUGAUGCUGUGGCCACGGUUUAUGAGUAUCAGAAAUACGCUAAUUCCAGUGAGGAUGCUGUCGCUGAUGUUCUCAAAGCAGGUUUGGAUAUUGAUUGUGGAACGUUUAUGCUUAGAAAUACAGAAUAUGCUAUUGAACAAGGUAAAAUUAAAGAGGAAGAUAUAGAUAGAGCUCUUCUUAACCUUUUUUCUGUUCAACUGCGCCUUGGACUGUUUGAUGGAGACCCUCUAAAAGGCCAAUUUGGAAAAUUGGGAUCAAAGGAUGUUUGUAACCCAGAACACAAAACACUGGCGCUUGAAGCUGCAAGGCAGGGAAUUGUACUGCUGAAGAAUGACAAGAAGUUUCUUCCCUUGAAUAGGGAUAUUGGUGCCUCCUUGGCUGUCAUUGGUCCAUUGGCAACUACAACCAAACUAGGUGGUGGCUACUCAGGAAUUCCUUGCUCCUUAACAAGCUUAUACGGAGGACUUGAAGAGUUUGCAGAGAGGAUAUCAUUUUCUUUUGGUUGCCAUGAUGUAUCGUGCGAGUCUGAUGAUGGUUUCGGUGAGGCUCUUGACACUGCAAAACAAGCUGAUUUUGUUGUUAUAGUUGUCGGACUUGAUGCAACGCAAGAGACAGAGGAUCAUGAUCGAGUUAGUCUUCUCUUGCCUGGUAAACAGAUGGACCUUGUAUCCUCUGUAGCUGAUGCCAGUAAAAAUCCAGCCAUUCUAGUUCUUAUUGGUGGAGGACCUCUUGAUGUCUCUUUUGCUGAAAAAAAUGAAAAAAUUGGAAGUAUUCUUUGGGUUGGGUACCCUGGUGAAGCUGGCGGAAAAGCCCUAGCUGAAAUAAUCUUUGGAGAGUUUAAUCCAGUGGGAAGACUACCAUUGACUUGGUACCCUGAGGCAUUUACUAAUGUUCCCAUGAAUGACAUGAACAUGCGAGCUGAUCCUUCACGUGGUUACCCAGGAAGAACCUACCGGUUUUAUACUGGAAGUAGAGUAUACGGAUUUGGCCAUGGUUUAAGCUACAGUCAUUUUUCUUACAAUUUCUUAUCAGCCCCAAGUAAAAUUAGUCUGUCAAGAAUAAUCAAAGAUGGUUCUAGAAAAAGAUUAUAUCAGGCAGGGAAAGAAGUUUAUGGAGCUGAUUAUGUUCCAAUUAAUAAGUUGCAAAAUUGCAAUUCAUUGAGUUUCUCAGUGCAUAUUUCUGUGACCAACCUUGGUGAUUUGGAUGGAAGUCAUGUUGUGAUGUUGUUCUCUAAAGGGCCGAGAGUUGUAGAUGGUUCUCCAGAAACCCAGUUGGUUGGGUUCAGCAGUCUGCAUACUGUUGCUAACAAAUCUGCUGACACAAGCAUUUUGGUGCAUCCUUGUGAGCACUUGAGCUUUGCAGAUGAGCAAGGAAGAAGGAUUUUGCCAAUGGGCUCCCACACUUUGAGUGUAGGCGAUGUGGAGCACAUUGUUUCAAUUCAAAUUUAUUGAUUGCUUGUAAAAUGCUAAAUGUGUAACUUACUGAAUAAGCCGAUAUGAUAAAAUUCAAAUGAUGUUCGUCGAGAAUGAUAAAAUUCAAAUGAUGUUCGUCGAGAA